Molecule: messenger RNA, 504 nt
Organism: Plasmodium gonderi
Lineage: Eukaryota; Apicomplexa; Aconoidasida; Haemosporida; Plasmodiidae
Product: Plasmodium exported protein, unknown function
Exons: 2
Source: RefSeq, a predicted model, not a curated record
AUGAAAGAAAAAAUAAAUAAAUGGCUUAUUUUUUCAGCAAGAUUUUUUUUUCUUUUAUUCCAUGUUUUCUACUGGAAAUAUCCUUUCGAGCCAUCCACUUUCGAUAAAUGGUAUGCCAGGUACGGAUUUAAUAAUUUUCUAGGGCUGAAGACUAGGAGACUGCUAAUGGGAGAACUUGGAGUAAAAGUACAGGAUCAAGGGAAAAUGUUGAAUGAAAAAGAAGUUAAUACAUUGGUUUCAGAUGAUAAUAUGAUUAGAAAUAGAUUAAAGAGUUUAAUUAUAGACGGUAGAUAUAAGGAGAUAUCUGAUUCUACAUUACUCAAUGAAUAUUAUGGAAAUUCGCAAGUUGAUUUAACGAAAUAUUCCAAAUUAGAAAAAAGCAUUGAUUCAUUAAAAAGAGAAAAAAAAUUAAAAAAAAAUUUAAUUGUAGGGAACUAUGUUGAUUAUACAGGUUCUUUAGAUGCCGUAAGUAAUAAUGAUUAUUCUAGACAUUCACUAAACGUA